Molecule: messenger RNA, 647 nt
Organism: Guillardia theta CCMP2712
Lineage: Eukaryota; Cryptophyceae; Pyrenomonadales; Geminigeraceae
Exons: 9
Source: RefSeq, a predicted model, not a curated record
AUGGCGCUGCGGGUGGACCUCAAGGCUGUUUCUGCCAUGUUUGAAGACGCAUUCGAGCUAAGGGAUAAAUCGACGGUUGAGAAGGAAUUGGAGCACUGGGAGCGAGAGCAAACAUGUAUUACUGUGGAUCAUGUUGAUGGAGGUAGGUUAGAUCAUCGUGCAGAGGAAGAGCCAACGAAAGUGAACGGGAAGGAAGAUGAGAAAGUUCAAUCUCUGCAGCAGCAGCUCUCGCACACUUCUCACACUCCUCCGAGCUCACACGCCGACAACAGAACUUCUCACCAAGAGCUGGAAGGGAAGGAGCAGGAGGAGCAAGGCUUCUCUAUCAGCAAGACCCUUGAGAUGUUUGCGUCUCGCAACCUCAAGCGCUUCCUGCUCGUCUUCUUCCUCCUGGUCGGGGUCCUGGUUCUCCUCUACCGCGUCGAAGGAGAUCUCGACGGUCCUCGCCUGCUCCCUCCGAUCGUUUCUCACCGUGAGGAUGCAGAGGAUGCCAAGAGGCAGCAGGAGGGCUGGGAGGGGCAGCAGCUGACGGGGCAGCAACUUCUCCUCCUCCUCCAGCCUCUCAUUCGUGAAUGCCCAGCAUUGGAAGUGUCUUGUCUUGACCGUCACUCCACCUCCUUCAACAAGCUCAUCGUGGACUCUAAAAG